Molecule: messenger RNA, 1221 nt
Organism: Capronia epimyces CBS 606.96
Lineage: Eukaryota; Fungi; Ascomycota; Eurotiomycetes; Chaetothyriales; Herpotrichiellaceae
Exons: 1
Coding region: 1-1221 (406 amino acids)
Biological process (GO): maturation of SSU-rRNA
Cellular component (GO): cytoplasm
Source: RefSeq, a predicted model, not a curated record
AUGCCUCCCUACGAUAGCGACUCGUCUGACGACGGCGGCGACGACUAUUCGACGACCAAUGUCAUCCUUGGCUAUGCCGUGUCUGAUCCCUCCGGCGAUGAGAUCAGUCACGUUGGUGGCUAUCCCAGUUGGCUGGACCCAAACCACCCUCCCCCUGCCGCUCUUGCCAAAUGCAAAGUCUGUCACGGGUACAUGUCACUUCUCCUACAGCUGAAUGCAGACCUCCAACAGCACUUCCCCCAUGACGAACGACGACUCCACGUUUUCUGCUGCAGGAAGAAAAACUGCUCGAAGAAGAUCGGCAGCAUCAGAGCUUUUCGAGAAGUACGGAAACCCGAAGCACGGGACAAGAGAGAAAAGAAGAACUUGAUAGAAACAAAACCAGGUACACCAGUUCCGGACCUGGGGACGGCUCUUUUUGGAGGAACAGGCUCAUCCUCAGCCAUUGACGGUACAAAUCCUUUCUCGUUGUCCAACUCGGGUGCGCAGCCAACUGCAAAUCCCUUCUCCUCUAUAGGCUCUCCUUCGACGCUGGCAGCGAAGCCUCCGCAACGACCGGUCGAUGAGCCUGUGCCUCUUACCGAAACCUUUGCCGACAAACUCAAGAUCGGAUCCGAUCGAGACGUCAAUCCAAACAACGUCGAGGUGACGGAACACUGGCCGGAGCCAGCCUCGGUUCCCCCGCCCUUUACAUCAUUCUACCUAGAUGCAUAUCCCGAAGAAUUAGACAAAGAGCCGGUCGAGCUCACCAAAGCGGAAGCCUCGAAGACACAGUAUGACGUGGACGACAGUGGAGGCGCAGGCGUCUCGCAGAAGGACGACUUCGAAUCGGAGCUAGACAAGACAUUUCAGAAGUUUUCGGACAGAAUAGCGCAAAACCCGGACCAAGUUCUGCGAUACGAAUUCAAAGGCGAGCCACUGCUGUAUUCCGGAACGGACGGUGUUGCCUCUAGAUUUGUAGUGCCGCACGGCAAAUCAGGAGCGAUAAGAGGCAUACCUAGAUGUGAGAGGUGUGGCGCUCAAAGGGUUUUUGAACUACAGCUUGUCCCAGGGUUGAUUUACGAACUGGAAAAGGACGAAGCGAUGGACUUGGAGGACGGCAUGGAGUGGGGGACCGUCAUCCUCGGGACUUGUGCCAAUAACUGUGGCGAGCCUGGGACAGUAACUUUUCAAGAGGAAUGGGUCGGAGUGCAAUGGGAAGAAAGGGUGGCGAGGAAGUGA